Chrysochloris asiatica (Cape golden mole) is the source of this 5952-nucleotide messenger RNA. It is a transcript of the gene MCM3AP, whose product is annotated as minichromosome maintenance complex component 3 associated protein. The transcript has 28 exons. Lineage: Eukaryota; Metazoa; Chordata; Mammalia; Afrosoricida; Chrysochloridae. Gene Ontology annotation, cellular component: cytoplasm; transcription export complex 2; nucleus. The coding region runs from base 1 to 5952 and encodes 1983 amino acids. The record is from RefSeq and is a predicted model, not a curated record. Gene Ontology annotation, molecular function: nucleic acid binding. Gene Ontology annotation, biological process: mRNA export from nucleus.
AUGAACCCUCCAAAUCCUUUCAGUGGGCAGCAGCCUGGAGUGUUUUCAACAACUUCCAGCAGUUCCUUAGGAGCAUUUAAUGCCAACCCACCAUUCCGAUUUGGUCAGCCUUCUCUUUUUGGACAAAGCAAUACAGUACUUGGGCAAAGUUCAGGAUUUUCACAAGUGUCAAGCUUUCCAGCAUCUUCUGGAGUAAGUCAUUCUUCUUCAGUGCAAGCAUUAGGAUUUUCCCAAACACCAAGUGUUGGACUCUUUUCUGGACAUGAACCCACUUCCACCUUUGUAGCUACCUCUGGGCCUUCAAGUUCAUCUAUGCCAGGAAACCCAGGAUUUAAUUUUAAAUCACCCACCAACCUUGGGGUUUUCCCAAGUACUUCUCAUUUUGGACCAGAAGCUGGAGAAAGAGCAAGCUCUGGCUUUGGAAAAACAGAAUUCAGCUUUAAGCCUCUGGAAAAUGCAGUGUUCAGACCAAUACUGGGGGCUGAAUCUGAGCCAGAGAAAACUCAGAGCCAAAUUCCUUCUGGAGGUUUUACAUUUUCCCACCCAAUUAGUAGUGGAUCUGGGGGACUGGCCUCUUUUUCUUUUCCUCAAGUGACAAGUAACUCAUCUACCAAAUCAAAAUUCACCUUUUCAAAGCCAGUUAUUAGUAGUAAUUCCUCAUCUGCUUUUGCACCUGCUUUGUCAAACCAAAAUGUAGAGGAAGAGAAGAGAGCCCCUAAAUCACUGUUUGGAAGUUCUAAUAGUAGCUUCACUAGCUUCCCCAUAUCAUCUUCAGGGUCUUUAGGUGACUCCUUUGCAGGAGGCAAAAUAGGUGUCAGACAAGGGUGCCAAGAAGCUGUCUCACAGAUGGACCCACUUCCCAGUCUUACGAAAGGACUGAAAAGGAAGGAGGACCAGGACCGCUCCCCAAGGAGACAUGACCGGGACACAGUGGAAGACUUGGAUCCUCUGUCCCGGGGUGACCACCCUCCAGAUAAGCGGCCUGUUCGCCUGAACCGGCCCCGGGGAGGCACUUUGUUUGAUCGAACCUUACAGGAUGUCUUGAAGAGCAAUAAAGAAAUAAGUCGACUGGGUAACAAAGAACCUAAAAAGGAAAUUGGCUGUGUUGAGUAUGAGGAAAAGGACCACAUGGCCAUGCCAGGAGGGAGUCCGUCUGUUUUGGCGCUUUCUAGGCAUUCCGGUGUGAAUAAAGAAGAAGAAACUGAAGGUAGAAAUAAAAAAGAAGAUUCUCUGAGACUUGGAACACCUGUGCGUCAGAGUAAAAGAAGUGAGAACACCGACAGCCUUGGGGGUUUGUCUCCCACUGAAUUGACGGCCAUCCAGUGUAAGAAUGUACCUGAUUAUCUCAAUGACAGAACCAUUUUGGAGAACCACUUUAGCAAAAUUGCCAAAGUGCAGCGUGUCUAUACCAGGCGCAGCAAAAAGCUUGCUGUAGUAUGUUUUUUUGAUCAUGCAUCCGCAGCCCAGGCGAGGAAGAAGGGGAAAGGACUGCAUAAAGACAUGGCUAUCUUCUGGCAUAAGAAGAAAAUCAGUCCCAACAAGAAGCCCUUUGUCCUCAAGGAGAAGCAGCCAGCUGACAGUGAAGCCAAACUGGUCUGUGAAGACACAUCCUCCCACACCUCUCUGCGUAAGCCUGUGGGCAGAGUGGCAGCCAGCAGUAGCCUCCUGAGUAAAACCUCUCCCGUAAAGAAGCCAAGUCUCCUAAAGGCCCCUCAGUUUGAGGCAGACCCUUUUGAUUCUGGCUGUGAGAACUCUGAAGGUCUCGGGCCCUGCAUGUCCUCCCUCAGCACUCUGUUGGGCACCGUGGCCGAGACCUCUGAGGAGAAGUACCGCCUACUGGACCAGAGGGAUAGGAUCAUGCGGCAAGCUCGAGUGAGGAGGACCGACCUGGACAAAGCGAGGACUUUCGUUGGGACAUGCCCAGACAUGUGUCCUGAGAAAGAGCGGUACAUGCGGGAGACCAGGAGCCAGCUGAGCGUGUUUGAAGUGAUCCCUGGGACAGACCAGGUGGACCAUGCGGCAGCUGUGAAGGAGUACAGUCGGUCCUCAGCCGAUCAGGAGGAGCCCCUGCCGCAUGAGCUGCGGCCCUCAGCAGUGCUCAGCAGGACCAUGGACUACUUGGUGACCCAGAUCAUGGACCAGAAGGAGGGCAGCCUGCGCGACUGGUACGACUUCGUGUGGAACCGGACACGGGGCAUUCGGAAGGACAUCACGCAGCAGCACCUAUGUGACCCCCUGACGGUGUCCCUGAUUGAGAAAUGUAUGAGAUUCCACAUCCAUUGUGCUCACUUCAUGUGUGAGGAGCCCAUGUCCUCCUUCGAUGCCAAGAUCAACAAUGAGAACAUGACCAAAUGCCUCCAGAGUUUGAAGGAGAUGUACCAAGACCUGAGGAACAAAAGCAUUUCCUGUAUUGGUGAGGCAGAGUUCCAGGGCUAUAACGUGCUGCUCAAUCUCAACAAAGGGGACAUCCUGAGAGAAGUGCAACAGUUUCCUCCUGCUGUUAGAAACUCCUCCGAGGUGAAAUUUGCCGUUCAGGCCUUUGUUGCGCUGAAUAGUAACAACUUCGUGAGAUUUUUCAAACUGGUCCAGUCUGCCUCUUACCUGAAUGCCUGUCUUUUACAUUGUUACUUUAAUCAGAUCCGCAAAGACGCGCUCAGGGCCCUCAAUAUGGCCUACACGGUGAGCACACAGCGGUCCACUGCUUUCCCCCUGGACAGUGUGGUGCGCAUGCUGCUCUUCCAAGACAGUGAUGAAGCGGUUGACUUCCUCAGCUACCAUGGCCUGGCUGCUUCUGAUGGCUGUGUUGAGCUGAACCGGUCGGUGUUCCUGGAACCAGAGGGCUUGUCCAAAGCCAAGAAGUCUGUGUUCAUCACCCAGAAGCUGAUGGUAUCAGUCGGGGAGAUUGUGAAUGGGGGACCGCUGCCCCCUACCCCCUGCCACACACCUGUGUGCAGCUUCAAUUCCCAGAACAAGUAUGUUGGAGAGAGUCUGGCUACAGAGCCGACCACUGGCCUCCAGAGACCUGGCGCAGAGACUACCAGUGGUGGGAGAGGUGAGGAACGCCACACAGAGUCCACUGUGCCCUCUCCAGGGCUGUUUCCGCAGUCCCUGGCCCACAUGUCCUUGCCAGGAUCUCUGCCUCAUCUCCCAGCUCCAUCUGCAGCUGUGGCACCCAGCCUCUUCCAUCCCCCCAUGCAGCCGGAGCUCCUCCCACCGAGGCUGGCACCCGUGUACUCUGACGCGGACAUUGCUCAGGUGGUGGACGAGAUCAUCCAGGAGGCCCUCCAGAGGGACUUUCAGGAGGUUGGCGCCAUCGGGGCCGCGUAUGCAGCCACAGCCAUGGGCAUGUCUUUUCUGGCUGCGGAGGAGCUCCUGGCAGCUGCCACUGAGGGCAUCCUGAGGGCUGCUGCAGUUGAGGGUGUGAGUGAGGUGCAGGCAGAGGAGGAACAGCGACGGGCAGAGGAGGAGAGGUUGAAACAGGAGAGAGAGCUGGCUUUAACUCAGCUGAGCCAGGGCCUGGCUGCAGAGCUGACGGAGUUAGCGGUGGCAGAAUGUAUCAACGAGACUGCUGCCCAGGAGCUGAAAUGUGCAGUAGAAUCUGACCAGCGGGCUCGUCUGGACCGCUGCUGUGAGGAUGUCUGUGCCCAUUUGGUGAACUUAUUCUUGGAGCAGGAAACUUUUCAGACAGCAAAGGAGACCCUUCAGGAGCUUCAGUGCUUCUGCAGGUAUCUAAAGAGGUGGAGGGAUGCUGUUGCCGCCAGAAAGAAGCUGAGACGCCAGAUGCGGGCCUUCCCUGCAGCCCCCUGUGGUGUGGACAUGGCCAACCGACUGAGAUCACUGGCCCCAAGUGCUGAGUGCACCAUUACUGCAGAGAACCUGGCCCGGGGCCUCCUGAACCUGGGCCACGCGGGCAAGCUGGGUGUCUCCUGUACCAGACUGAGGCAGCUCAGGGACACUGCUGCUCACCGCAUGAAGGUCCAGCAUUUCUACCAACAGCUGCUGAGGGAUGUGGCAUGGGCACCCUUGGACCUGCCUACCCUUGUGGCCGAGCACCUUCCUAGAUGGAGGGAGCACGUGUUCUGGAAGCUGGUAUUGGUGCUACCCGAUGGAGAAGAGUUGUCCCCAGAGAGUCCCAGCAGAAUGCUAGCAAAUUGGUUGACGGUCAAGUUCAUGGGAGACGGAGGCCUGGCAGACGGUGUGGGUGGCGAUGCUGGCGGAAUACAGACGCUUGCUCUGACAAGUGCUCUCAGCAAUAGAGGGGACCGGAUGGUGUCUGUCAGUAUGUGCGUGAAGGUGGCUCGUGGUACCCUCAGUGACCAUGCCCUUGAUGCUGUGGAGAUGCAGAAGGACCUCCUUGGUUCCAGUGGGUUGCUGCUACUGCUGCCCCCUCGAGUGUGGAGUGAGGACGGGGCCAAGGAAAACGUGUACUGGCUCUCGACCCUGCUGCAGCUUAAGCAACUCUUGCAGGCCAAGCCCUUCCAGCCUGCGGUCCCACUGGCUGUUCUUGCGCCUAGCCUGGGCGGGGACACUGUUGAGAAAGACGUGGAGGAUGGCCUGAUGCUGCAGGAUUUGAUGUCAGCAAAGCUGAUCUCAGACUACACUGUUAUUGAGAUUCCAGAUUCCAUCAGUGACUUAAGAGGCACAGCUAAGGUUUCGCAGGCGGUGCAGUGGCUGGUUUCUCGCUGCCCCAGUGCCCUGGACCUCUGUUGCCAGACGCUCACCCAGUACAUAGAGGAUGGGAUUGCCCAGGAGUUCAGUGGUCGGUUCUUCCAUGACCGGCGAGAGCGGAGGCUGGCCGGCCUGCCCUCGCAGGAGCCUGGAGCCAUCAUUGAGCUCUUCAAUAGUGUGCUGUACUUCCUUGCCACUGUGGCCUCCUUCGAGCAGCUCUGUGACCUGUCCUGGCCCAUCACUGAGUUUGCUGAGGUUGGGGGCAGCCGGCUGUUGCCUCACCUACACUGGAACAGCCCGGAGCACCUGGCCUGGCUAAAGCAGGCAGUGCUUGCCUUUCAGAUCCCUCAGCUGGACCUCCCGCCAUCUGGAGCACCUUGGGCUCCCGUCUGCACCAUGAUCCUCCAGUAUGCAUCACAGAUCUCCAGCUCUUGCCAGACACAGCCUGUCCUCCAGUCUCAGGUGGAGAGCCUGCUUGGCAGGACCUACAACAGGUGGAGGAGCCAGAACUCCACGCUUGCUGGGGUAUCGGGACCUUCAGUUGCUGACAUCCCAUGGGAUGACUUCCUUGCCUUGUGCAUCAAUCAUAAGCUACGGGACUGGGCACCCCCCCGGCUCCCUGUCUCCUCAGAGGCACUGAGUGAAGAUGGUCAGAUAUGUGUAUAUUUUUUAAAAAACCAUUUGAAAAGCUAUGAAGUUCCUUUGUCAUGGGAACAAGCCAGAAUCCAGACACAGAAGGAGCUACAGUGGAAUCAGAAACGCUUGGGGAUCAAGUCUCUCCAUCCUUCUGCUAACCAGUUCCCUGCUACGUUACUUCACGUCCAUCUGAACAAGAAAAGGAACGCUGUGGCUGGCCAGGUUGGGGGCAUCCCCAGCACAGAGGACUUGAUCUGUGGUGCUUCAGCUGGAGAGCGCCUCUCGCAGUGCCUGUCUAGCAGCCUCCUGCUAGAGAAGGAGGAGAACAGGAGAUUUGAAGAUCAGCUUCAGCAGUGGUUGUCUGAAGACUCAGAAACACUUACAGAUUCAACUUCCCUGCCCCUCUACCUUCCUCAGACUCUCGUGUCUGUGCCUCAAAGUAUCCAACAAAUGAAAAUGUCUAUAACCACCAGCCCACAGAUCAGAAGAGAAGAUAUAGUAAAAGAGCACCAGCAGCCAUCUGAAGUGAGGGGUGUGUCGCUGACUGAGCGGUUAAAACACCUGGAAAGGCUUAUCCGGAGCUCCAGGGAAGAGGAGGUCGCCUCGGAACUCCAUCUCUCUGCGCUGCUGGACAUGGUGGACAUUUGA